AUGGAGUCGCGGCAGAACCAGCUGUGGGCUGUGCUCUUCAUCACGUUCGCGGCUGCGACAAUCAUCACGAUACUGCGCUUCUUGAGUCGCCGACUCAAGAGAAUCACGCUAUCGUGGGACGAUUACUUUGCGCUCUGCGGCUAUGCCAUCUCACUUGGUUGGAUCAUCAUUAUUCCCUACUGGGUGAACCACGGUCUCGGGUUGCAUAUCGACUACCUCAUAAACCCCAAAGGCGUCAAGAUGUCUGAGGACCAGUACAUGGCCAAGAUGGGUGUACUGCUAGAGGAGUCGAAGCUACUGCUCUUCAUCGCAGAGUUGUUCUACGCUUUUGGUUUAUUCUUCGCCAAGGUCUCCAUCUUGAGUCUUUACUGGCGCAUGUUUAGAGUCACGGGCAUCCGGAUCCCGAUCCAGAUUCUUUUUGGCUGCGCUGGUGUUUGGAUUACUUUCCGAAUUUUCAUGGGCAUCUGGCAUUGUGUGCCCGUGGAGCGAUUCUGGGAUUCAACAGUCGAGGGAUACUGCGCCAUCGAAGACAAGAAGUUCUUUUUCGGCACUACUCUGGUUCACGCUGCCAUUGAUAUCGCCAUCUUGAUUCUCCCCAUGUGGCAGAUUGGACGACUACAGCUCCCUAUGCUGCAGAAGGCUGGCAUCAUGGUCAUGUUUACUUUUGGCUUCUUCAUCUGCGCCGCUGCCAUUAGACUGAUUGUUGCCGCCCGAGUCUUUGACGAUACAUCACCCGAUUUGACAUGGAAUAUCUGCGAUAUUGUUAUCUGGGCUACAGUAGAGGUCAACCUCAUCAACGUUUCCGCUUCCCUCCCCACCAUCCGACCUGCCUGCAUGUACAUCUUCACCUGCACGCACCCACAGACCCGAACAGGUGCCAGCUCAGGCAGCUACCCUAACAACUACAGCCGCAGCCAAACGAAGCAGUCCAUCCGCCUCGACACCAUCAACAAGUCGUCUAUCCCCAACGACGAGUCCAGCUCGACGCGCGAGCUCGCGGGUUCCGAUGACGGCAACGGCCGCACUUCCGUGUCCGACUUUGAGACCCACGCCAUGGACCGCUUCCGCCCGCCGGGGAACAAGUACACUUCCACCGUGACGGGUCAGAGCGGCGGCAGCAACCAGGGUGGAGGAGAAUACGGGUCUAAUUUUGGGGGAAUUCUUGUCAAGAAUGAGACGACGGUGCACGUUUCUCAACAGUGA
Messenger RNA from Fusarium sp. VM40, 1203 nucleotides. NCBI's taxonomy places the organism in Eukaryota, Fungi, Ascomycota, Sordariomycetes, Hypocreales, Nectriaceae. The record is from the annotation of a GenBank genome assembly.